Messenger RNA from Drosophila biarmipes, 2250 nucleotides. RefSeq lists its product as uncharacterized. NCBI's taxonomy places the organism in Eukaryota, Metazoa, Arthropoda, Insecta, Diptera, Drosophilidae. The transcript is spliced from 3 exons. The record is from RefSeq and is a predicted model, not a curated record. Gene Ontology annotation, cellular component: nucleus; transcription regulator complex. Gene Ontology annotation, biological process: regulation of transcription by RNA polymerase II. The coding region runs from base 291 to 1616 and encodes 441 amino acids.
AGUGGGAGCAGAGAGAGCGCAGAGAGCCGGCUCUCGUGUCGAGUGCGCGUGAUUUUGUGGCUCUGAAAUGCGGGCUUGCUGCCAACUGCGCUGCCGAUGCCGGCGCAGCUCAGCCCGCUUGCCGCGGUGGUUGUUAUAUUCUGGUCUUGGUUUUUAGUCGCCGUUUAAACUUGGUCGUGAGAGGGUAGCAGCCCCGUUAUCAGUCGCCGCGACCGCGUCCCGAAAGUGAGAGUACGGUGAGAGUCCUGGCCAGCGCGAGUUUGCAGACCCACAUCCUCCAGCACGUCCUAAUGGCCCCCGUGAUCGGCUGUUCGCCCACCGCCACCCACUCGCUGCAGGACAUGAGCGCCGCCGCCGCGGCCAUCGCCCUUGACAUGAAGCCCAAGGGGGAGCCCCACCCCCUGGCCUCCGCCAUUGCCCUGCCAUCGCAGAAGAUCAAGAAACUUCCUUCACUUCCAGUGGUGCGCAGAAACGCCUCCGACAAGCUGAAGCUUAUUCAAAUGGUCCACGAUAACCCAAUUCUCUGGGACUCGCGCCUCCCAAACUUCAAGGGCGCCGAGGAGGAGAAGAAUCGCGCCUGGGAGCACAUAGGGCGCGAGUUCAACGCCCCUGGUCGCCGCGUUGCCCGGGCCUUUAAGUCCCUGCGGGAAUCCUACCGCCGAGAACUAGCUCACGUCAAGCUGAUGGGCAACGGCUUUAAGCCGAAAUGGAGCCUUUAUGAGGCUAUGGACUUUCUGCGCGACGUAAUCAGAGAAAGAAAAGGCGCUUCGCAUGCAACCGACCUCAGUCUGACCGGGUAUGGCCACAUCAACAACAACAAUAAUAAUAACAAUAAUAGCCAGGGAGCAGCUGGAAAAUCAGUGUCCCUGAAGCUCUCCACGUCCUAUCACGAUUCCGCCGCAGUGUUGAAUCUCUCCAAGUGCUCCUCGCUGAAUAUGAGCGGCGAUGACUUCUAUGGGGACUACUACGUGAAGCCGGAGCUGGAUCUCUCGGUGGGCGGCGGAGCUGGAAGUAGCAGCAGCCGCAGUAGCUCCGGCGGUAUACCACUUCCGCUGCCCGCCCACCAACUUCAGGCGCCCAACGAUAGCCGAGUGAGCUCCACGCGCAACGAGCAUCAGCAAUUGCAGCACAGCUACGAUGACAUCGAUGCCAGCUCGAUUCGCAGUGCAGAUGAAGACGCUGGUCACGCAUCCGAUGUAGUGGAGGAGUUAGAUGCGAUCGACGCCGAUUUUCCUUAUCCGCUGAUCCUGGACUCCAACUCACGCGCCAGCACCAAUGUGGGCGUAGACGAGGUUGCCUCUUCGCGCAAGCGCCGUCGCAAUGUCGACCAAGACGUCCUAGAUAACGGCAAUGGCGAUGCUGGUAUCGAUGCCGACGACUACGAGGAGCAGAUGCUGCAGCAGCACCGCCAUCUUCGGCAGCAGCAAGGUGCAGCUGACACCGGAGGGAUGGAUCUACCGCCCCCGCAAACGGUGCGUGAGGUGCUCAACUCCAAGUUUUGCGGCUUCAUCUCGGCCAAGCUGAACAGCAUGGAGGACUCGGAGGCGGACAAUUUAAUGAACCGCAUUCUUUUGUUACUGGUUCAAGUGCAGCAGUGUGAGGGCCCUACGAAGUAGGCGGUCAGGUUGGAAUUCCCAAACGGGGUGUAGUUAAAAUAGCCAAAAAAUUUCAUUAUAGAUUGAUGAAGCCGCUUAGAGCAUAUACAUCGGAAUGAUUACUUGCCAUAUGUUCUUACUCUUCUCGCCGUAAGAAUUAUUAAGUUACUUGCCAAUGCCAAAUCUGUGCCAUACCAAAAAAAAAUCAACUAUGAAUGAUUUUUCAAACGAAUUCUCUCAUUUUGUUCGCUCUCAUUUACAACAAACAAUAAACUCAAAGAAACGAAAAAACAAAGAAUAUAGUUGAAGUAAGAACUUAGUUUAGUUAUACUUUAAAUGUUAAAUUCAUUUUAAGUCCACUGCAGAUCAUACUCAUGCCAACGUCUCAUCACAUGAAACUUUUCUUUUUCAUAAAACUAUUUUUUAGAGUAUAUAUAGAUCGGCGAUCGAUCGCACAUUUACAUUUACAUUUUCUCAUUAAGUUGAAGACUUGGAAUUAAAAAUAUAUUUAAAAAUAUAAUCGCGAACAAGCUAUUAUACUACUGUUAUUUAUAUAACUAUAUAACAAAAUGGUAAAUUAUAAUUUUCUGAAAAGGAGAACAAUUAAAAUUUUUUCUCCUAACAUACGUUUUAAAAUAAAGCACAAUACAUGGUA